GGAUGAUGUAAAACGGCGUCGUAUUUGGCGUCUCUGGGUGGGUGGGUUGUGAAAACGAUCACCGCCUUCUCUACCAUUGGCGCAUCCUCAGCAGCAGGAGUCUCUCGCUCGUUCGCUCAAGCGUUUAGGCUUAGUUCUCUGCGUGUUCCAUUCUUCUCUCAAAAAUCGCAUAGCUAAGACCAUUUUCCAACAGCAUCGUUAAGAUGUCAAUGAUUACUGCAACUGCAAGCUCUGUUAUCAGUCCGCCUCUAUUACCACCAGUGGGAUUUAAGCGACGAAGUAAGCUUGUGGAAUCUGAUUUAGGAAGAGUCUGCUACCGGUUUCAACCAUUGGCUACAAAAUGUUUACAAGUUAAGAGUGAUAAGUUAGGACCAGUUCAGCCUGGGACAAAGUUAAUGUUUACAAAGACAAGUAAAUCAGCCAUGCUUUCUACUCGAAGGCAGUCUAGUUCUGUCAUAUGUGCUGCUGCUUAUAGUGCUCGAUGUUCUGCGGAGCAAACCCAAACAGUUACACGGCAAGCUCCAACCAUGACUCACAUGCCAACAAAGGAGAAGUUGCCGGAUCUCGAUGAUGGUGGGACUGGAUUUCCACCACGUGAUGAUGGUGAUGGCGGAGGUGGGGGUGGCGGCGGUGGAGGCAACUGGUCUGGUGGUUUCUUCUUUUUCGGUUUUCUUCUUUUCCUCGGCUUUUUGAAGGAUAAAGAGAGUGAGGGACCAUAUCAAGAAGACAGGAGACGAUGAGGGAGAUUUUGUUAUUUUUGUGGAUAUUUCUAGCUCAAGCUCAAGUGCUACUUCAGCUUUAUUGUAUCUGUACCGAUGGAUAGCUUAGGCUUAUAAAUUAUCGGUACAAGUUUUGGGGGUGUCGAUCUUGUCUAGUUAUUAUUCUAUGCACUUUCCAUCUUGAAGACUUGAACUAUAUAUAGCCUUGAAAUAAUUACUAUUUUUUUGGCACUUGUUCCAACUAUCAAUAGUUAAAUGCUAUUCCAUUUAAAUUGGUCUA
Messenger RNA from Humulus lupulus (European hop), 999 nucleotides. RefSeq names its product protein YELLOW LEAF 1, choloroplastic-like. Bases 204 to 740 code for a protein of 178 amino acids. The transcript is spliced from 5 exons. Gene Ontology annotation, cellular component: chloroplast. Lineage: Eukaryota; Viridiplantae; Streptophyta; Magnoliopsida; Rosales; Cannabaceae. The record is from RefSeq and is a predicted model, not a curated record. Gene Ontology annotation, biological process: chloroplast organization; thylakoid membrane organization.